GGCUGGGUCUGGAUAAAAAAAAAAGUAGGCACUGCAAAUUUCUAGAAGAAAGCAUCAGAGGAAGAAAGCGAGAGAAGGGCCAUUGGUUUAAGUUGUUUCCAAUUCCUUCAGCAUUGCAAGCCAGGUGGCUAUGGGAUGGAUGUAACCAAGAAAAACAAGCGCGAUGGCACUGAAGUCACUGAAAGAAUUAUCACUGAAACAGUAACUACAAGACUUACAUCCUUACCACCAAAAGGAGGGACCAGCAAUGGCUAUGCUAAGACAGGCUCACUUGGUGGAGGGAGCCGGCUGGAGAAACAAAGCCUGACUCAUGGCAGCAGUGGCUACAUCAACUCUAGUGGAAGCAUACGAGGUAACACCUCUACCUCCAGCUAUAGGAGAGCCCAUUCACCCGCCUCCACUCUGCCCAACUCACCAGGUUCAACCUUUGAAAGGAAGACUCAUGGUGCCCGCCAUGGAAUGUAUGAAGGGAGUUCCAGCGGCAACUCAUCCCCAGAGUAUCCUCGGAAGGAAUUUGCAUCUUCUGCAACCAGAGGACGGAGCCAAACACGAGAGAGCGAAAUCCGAGCUCGACUUCAGAGUGCAUCGCCAUCUACCAGAUGGACAGAAUUGGAUGAUGUGAAGCGUUUGCUCAAGGGGAGCCGGUCAGCAAGUGCUAGUCCCACUCGGAACACCUCCAACACCCUCCCCAUCCCCAAGAAGGGGACCGUGGAGACCAAGAUGGUGACAGCAAGCUCCCAGUCAGUGUCAGGUACCUACGAUGCUACAGUCCUGGAUACCAACCUUCCCUCCCAUAUGUGGUCCUCUACCUUGCCUGCUGGGUGCUCCAUGGGAACCUAUCACAACAACGUGACAACCCAGAGCUCCUCCCUCCUCAACACCAACGCCUACUCAGCAGGAUCCGUCUUUGGCGUUCCCAAUAACAUGGCGUCCUGCUCUCCUAGCCUGCAGCCGGGAAUCAGCACCUGUUCCUCAGUGUUUGGCAUGCAGAACAAUCUGGGUCCCAGCUCAUCUGCCCUGUCCCAUGGCACGGCCACCACUUCCACAGCCUAUGGUGUGAAGAAGAACAUGCCCCAGAACCCUCCUGUGGCGAGCGCUGGCGUGUCCACUUCAGCGGUGACCUGUACCACCAGUGUCCACAGUGAUGACCUCUUGCACAAAGACUGUAAGUUCCUGAUCCUGGAGAAAGACAAUGUGCCAGCCAAAAAGGACAUGGAGUUGUUGAUCAUGACCAAGGACAGUGGGAAGGUCUUUACUGCCUCCCCGGCCAGCAUUACUGCAACUUCUUUUUCAGAAGACACCUUGAAAAAAGAAAAGCAGGCUGCCUACACUGCCGAUACCAGCCUAAAGGCAGAUACUAAUGGAGACCUGAAGACCAUGUCGGCAAAAGGCAAAGCCGCAUCUGCAGAAAUCCACGGCUACGACCGUGGCGGUGGUGGCAGUGGAGGUGGCGGUGGGGGGGCGUGGGGGGGCGCGCCCGCCUGGUGCCCCUGUGGAAAUUGCUGUACCUGGUGGAAAUGGCUGCUGGGCCUGCUGCUGACCUGGCUGCUGCUCCUGGGGCUGCUGUUCGGCCUCAUCGCUCUGGCUGAGGAGGUGAGGAAGCUGAAGGCUCGCGUGGAUGAGCUGGAGAAGAUCAGAAGUAACGUGCUGUAUUUUGAGGAAAAGGUAGAAAGAAGCAGCAAGGAUCGCCUCCAGGGUGUGGCGCCUGGCACAGGAGACAGCAAAGCGGGGCUCGAUGGCCUCAACCAGGAGGCACUGUGGCUGUUCGUGAGGAACAAGCUAAUGAUGGAACAGGAAAAUGGAAACCUCCGAGGAAGUCCUGGCCCCAAAGGUGACAUGGGAAGUCAAGGUCCUAAAGGAGACCGAGGGCCCCCUGGGGUUAUAGGUAACCCUGGGCCCCUGGGCCACCCUGGUCCUGAAGGACCAAAGGGACAAAAAGGAAGCCUAGGAGAUCCCGGCGUGGAAGGACCCAUGGGCCAGAGAGGGCGAGAAGGCCCCAUGGGACCUCGAGGUGAACCAGGGCCUCCUGGAUUUGGUGAGAAAGGAGACCGAGGUGCUGCUGGUGAUGUGGGUCCUCAGGGCCCUCCUGGUGUUCCAGGUUCUGUGGGCCCCAAAGGUUCCAGUGGCUCUCCUGGCCCACAGGGUCCUCCGGGCUCUGUAGGUCCCCAAGGGCUUCGAGGUGAAGUGGGGCUCCCUGGGAUCAAAGGUGACAAAGGGCUUAUGGGACCAUCAGGACCCAAAGGGGACCAGGGUGAGAAAGGACCUCGCGGCCUCACAGGCGAGCCAGGCGUGAGAGGAUUGCCUGGGGCUGUGGGUGAGCCUGGAGCCAAAGGAGCAGUGGGCCCCGCUGGCCUCAACGGACAGCAAGGCCCAAGAGGUGAACAAGGUCUGAAAGGGAUACCUGGGACCCGUGGUCCUCCAGGACCUUCUGGAGACCCAGGAAAGCCAGGUCUCACAGGACCCCAGGGACCUCAGGGACUUCCCGGCAGCCCUGGCAGACCAGGGACUCGAGGAGAACCCGGAGCUCCAGGAAGAGUCAUGACUUCAGGGGAAUUAUCCACAGUCACUGCCCCAGGGCCCCCAGGACCUCCUGGUGCCAUGGGACCCCCCGGACCUCCAGGGACCCCAGGCCCUGCUGGCCCCGCUGGUCUCCCAGGACAGCAAGGUCCACGAGGUGAGCCAGGAGUUGCUGGUGAAUCCUUCCUGAGCAGUGGCAGCUCCAUCUCCGAGAUCCUCUCCACCCAAGGCCUUGACUUACGAGGUCCCCCAGGCCCACCUGGACCACGAGGACCACCAGGGCCUUCCAUCCCAGGCCCCCCAGGACCCCGAGGCCCCCCAGGGGAAGGCGUACCUGGCCCACCAGGCCCUCGGGGAUCUAUCUUGGCUGACUCAGAAACCGUCUUCUCUGGACCUCCAGGCCCACCCGGCCCCCCAGGCCCUAAGGGAGACCAAGGCCCCCCAGGUCCCCGAGGACACCAAGGUGAACAAGGCCUCCCAGGGUUCUCAACCUCUGAUGCUGGUUCUUUUGGAUUCAACAUGCAGGGACCCCCAGGCCCACCUGGCCCCCAGGGACCCAAAGGUGACAAAGGUGACCCUGGUAUCCCGGGGACUCCUGGCUUCUCCCGUGGUCCAUCUCGAGAAGAGUCUUCAAACACCAUGUAUGUUCAGGGCCCUCCUGGCCCACCGGGGCCUCCUGGGCUCCCAGGCUCCCUCAGCGCCUCUGGCCAAGAUAUUCAGCAAUACAUCUUGGAAUACAUGCAGAGUGACAGGAUUAGGUCUUAUCUAUCCGGGGUUCAGGGUCCUGCAGGCCCGCCAGGGCCCCCAGGGCCUGUCACCACCAUCACAGGAGAGACUUUCGACUAUUCCCAGCUGGCCAGCCACGUCUUGAGCUACUUGCGGAGUUCAGGCUUCAGCCUGUCCUCAUCAUCCAUUUCUUCUGAAGACAUCCUGGCUGUGCUGCAGCGGGAUGAGGUGCGACAGUACCUGCGUCAGUUCCUGAUGGGUCCUCAGGGUCCCCCGGGACCACCAGGAGUUGGUGGCGAUGGAUCCUUCCAGCCCUUGGACUACGCAGAGCUGAGUAACCGCAUUCUCAGCUACAUGUCAAGUAGUGGCAUCAGCAUUGGGCUUCCUGGCCCCCCAGGCCCCCCUGGCUUGCCAGGAACAAGCUAUGAGGAUCUCCUCUCUUUGCUCCGAGGGUCUGAAUACAGAGGCAUCAUUGGACCCCCAGGUCCCCCUGGACCACCCGGGAUCCCAGGCAAUGCAUGGUCUAGCAUCAGCGUGGAGGACCUCUCAUCUUACUUACACACGGCUGGCUUGUCACUCAUCCCGGGCCCUCCAGGUCCUCCUGGGCCCCCAGGUCCUCGAGGGCCCCAGGGCGUUUCAGGAGCUCUGACCAACUAUGCAGCAGAAAACAGCGACAGCUUCCGCAGUGAACUGAUCAGCUACCUCACAAGUCCUGACGUGCGCAGCUUCAUCGUGGGUCCCCCAGGCCCGCCCGGGCCACAGGGUCCACCGGGAGACAGCCGCCUAGCGCCACGGGAGGACACCUAUGGUUGGGGGAGCAGCUCCUCCGUCAGACGGGGUGGCUCCUACGGUUCAUUGGGCGGAGCGAACGGAGGCUCCCUAGGUGAAGGUGGAGCCUUUGGUGCUGGAGAUGGAGGUCCAUACGGCACUGACAUCGGUCCAGGCGGAGGCUAUGGGGCUGGCUUCACUGGAGACCUGGACUACAAUGAGCUGGCUGUGCGGGUGUCGGAGAGCUUGCAGCGUCAGGGUCUACUGCAAGGACUGGCCUACACUGUCCAGGGCCCACCCGGCCAGCCUGGGCCCCAGGGUCCCCCUGGCAUCAGCAAGGUCUUCUCUGCCUACAGCAACGUGACGGAGGACCUCAUGAGCUUCUUCCGAACCUAUGGAGCUAUUCCAGGGCCACCAGGGCAGAAGGGAGAGGUGGGCGUACCAGGACCCAAAGGUGACAGGGGUCCUGCUGGACCACGAGGCAUUCCUGGGCCACCUGGUCCUCAAGGGCCCAAGGGAGAGAAAGGAGACAAAGGUGACCAAGUCUAUGUGGGGCGGAGGAGGAGAAGUAUCGCCACCAAGCCAUGAAGCUGGGCUGUCCCCUGGACCAGUUCUUGCAAUACCUAUGGGCACCUAUGUCCGAUUCUCUCCACCAUGAAAGGUGGAGUCUCUGUCCUACUGAGACAAAUGGUCACAUAGCAAGGCUUGGGUCUGAACAAACCACAGUGAGAAUGCAGUCCAACACACAAUCUCACACAAUCUCACUGGGUGGAACUUCAGAGCAGCUUCAACACCUUGGGAUGGUUUACUUCUCUGCUAUCUAGACCCCAGCUCCUUGUUCUUUAGCAUUCAGGGAAGGCCCAGGCCCAAACUCACAAAGCCAGUGAUAGCAAAGUUGGCUUGGGAUUCCUGGAGCUUUGCCUAAAAAUGAGCCCAGAAAAUGGAGGGUGGGGAUGGGGUGGCCUCUUGAUGAGGCUGUACUCUGGUUUCAGUUGCAAGGUGGCACUCUCGGCCACUUCCUCCCGUUCACCCUGCAUUCUCUAGUCAGUGAGAGAGUUGAUAAAGAAGUGAUCCUUGCACCUGAAGAAACCCGGAAAUUCACUUCUCCCGUAGAAGUGAUAGGGUUGCUAAUAGUUAUUUUAUAUAUGCAGAUUCCCACUUGCUUACAAAUGUUUGAUUGUAGCUAUGAACUGUACCAAUAGGUCCGUGCUAGAGUUUGUAGAUAUGUUAUACUGAAUUAUGCUCAGCAAAUAGGGCAAGCCAGGAAGAGGGAGAGAAGGAAAUAGAAUGUCUGAUGCUAGGAAAGCUAUCACCCUCUGAUCCACACUUAGGAAAUGGCAUGGGGGCAGCUGGGUUUUUGCGCACUAUUCACUGUCAAAAAAACAUUUGUAUGUGGUCUGUAAGAUGAAAAGUCAUUUCAAUUGUAAAAUUUCCAAUUAAAGUGUUUUUUUCUUUUUUUUACUAUGUUUAAUGUGAACCAUCUGAACUAAGUUAGUUUGCUGUUUGUUUUUUAAGAAAAUAUUCUGGGUUAGUUGGGUCUGAUUCAAAUACUGCUUAUUACAAACACAAGAAAACAAAACUGGUCAUAUUUCAGAGCACUGCUCCUAGCAUUUUAAUUGGUAAUAUCUUUAAAGGCAGAUUUUAUCUGAAACUAUUAACUCAACUUGGCCAUAUAAUAAAGGAUCUGAAAGUUUCCCAUAUGUUAUUUGAAAUAAAUACAUAAGGACUACAUGAGCACCGAGAUUAUCUGCAACUGGGUUAUUCGCUCCAGUGACUGACCCAGGAGCAAAGAAAUUACAAUUGCAGGCCAAAUAAUAGAUGGACUAUUAGAAGCCUUCUAUUAAGGGAAAAAGUACAAAUACUAAAGUAGUGAGGUCACUCAAAAUGAAAUCCAAAGAGGUAUUUGUUAACUUGUUACAAUUUGUGAUCCUGAUUGCUGGGUAAGAAUUAAACAUCUUCACUCUUCUAAAAGACUGAAUUGUUUUUUAUAUGGUCCUUCCUGAGUAUCUCAUGUUAUCACCCCAGAGAAAACACACAAGUCAGUCUACUCCAUCAAACAGCUGCUAGCAGCAACAACCACUCAAGCACCAAACACGCCACCUGCCUGGUCUUCUGGUUCCACUUUUUUGUCUGGAUAGUUGACCACUGUGAAUCACUAUGGGAAUUUUUGAAAAUGAGUUCAGUCUUCAGAAGUUAAAGCAACUUGGUUUACUAGCAAAAGUCUAACUAGUGUGGACAGGGAAUGAAUGUAAGGUGCCUUUUAAAGUUUUCCUGGAGAAUUCACCAGUUUCAGACUAAGCAUGGUGAUAUAUCAAUAUAAUUACAGCACUUGAAAGGCUGAGGCAGGAAGAGCAAAAGCUUGAGGCCAGCUUGGGAUGCAUUGUGACACCCUAUCUCAAAAA
This is a messenger RNA of Perognathus longimembris pacificus (Pacific pocket mouse), 6413 nucleotides long. RefSeq names its product collagen type XVII alpha 1 chain (gene Col17a1). Bases 136 to 4599 code for a protein of 1487 amino acids. Lineage: Eukaryota; Metazoa; Chordata; Mammalia; Rodentia; Heteromyidae. The transcript is spliced from 57 exons. The record is from RefSeq and is a predicted model, not a curated record.